Messenger RNA from Tetranychus urticae (two-spotted spider mite), 4068 nucleotides. RefSeq names its product protein patched (gene ptc). Gene Ontology annotation, cellular component: plasma membrane. Gene Ontology annotation, biological process: negative regulation of smoothened signaling pathway. The record is from RefSeq and is a predicted model, not a curated record. Gene Ontology annotation, molecular function: smoothened binding; hedgehog family protein binding; hedgehog receptor activity. Lineage: Eukaryota; Metazoa; Arthropoda; Arachnida; Trombidiformes; Tetranychidae.
GUUACAACAGCUUGGUUAGUUACAAUAGCCAGCCAACAUGUUCUUUUAUUCAGUUUAUAUUUACUUUUUGUUUAAUUUUUUCUGUAAUGUUUUGUGUAAAUGAAUAUUUUACUUUUUAGGACUUCUUUGGUUAAUGCAUCAAUUGCAUUACGCCAAAUUAAAAAGGGUAGAGCUUCGGGAAACAAAGCUGCCUUGGUAAUAAGAAGUAAAUUUCAGAAACAUCUUUAUGAUAUUGGAUGUGUAACUCAACGAAAUCCAGGAACUGUUUUAUUUAUUGGGCUUUUAGCCCUUUUAAGUGCACUAGUUGGAUUAAAAUCUGCUAAAAUUGAAACCAACAUUGAUGAGUUAUUGGUUGAAGCUGGCGGUAGACUAGAAAAAGAAAUUGAUUAUGUCAAAGAAACAUUGGGAGAUGGUUUUGAAAACACGAACCAAAUGUUAAUUCAAACACCAAACAAUGACAAUCAAAACAUUCUCCAUCCAAGUGCCUUACUUUCACAUUUAGAAGUUUUGAAAGUUGGUACUCAAGUCAGUGUGGAUAUGUUUUCAACGACAUGGCGUUUAAAAGAUAUAUGCUACACUUUGAGUAUUCCAGCCUUUGAAGAGCAACUUAUAGAUGCCGCUUUGGAUAAAUUAAUACCUUGCGCAAUAAUAACACCCUUGGAUUGUUUCUGGGAAGGUUCUAAAUUAUUAGGACCCGAGAUUACUAUACCUGUCAUCAAUUUGAAUUUUGCGUGGACCACUUUUAAUCCUCAAUCUUUGAUAGAGUUGGCCAAAAAUCGUACCCACUCAGGUCAUGGAUCACAUAAUCGCUAUCCAUUUGAAACAUUUGAAAAUCUUAUGAGCAGGGCUGGUAUAUCAACAGCUUACCAAGGACGUCCUUGUUUGAAUCCAGCAGACGAAGAAUGUCCGGAAAGUGCUCCAAAUAAACAUACAAACCGUGAGCCGGAUGUUAGUUAUGAACUGUCCGGAGGAUGUUAUGGUUUCGCCACCAAAUGGAUGCACUGGCCGGAACAACUUAUUAUUGGAGGAAUUAAGAAAAACAAGAAUGGUCGUAUUGUGAAAGCCCAUGCUCUUCAAUCUAUCAUCCAAUUAAUGGCGGAACAAGAUAUGUUUGCUUACUGGCAGGAUAAUGCUCGUGUUCUUCAUAUUGAUUGGACCAUCGAGAAAGCUCGUCAAGUGUUGGAAGCAUGGCAACGUAAAUUUGUGUCUGAAGUUGAUCGCUUCAUCAAAGAAAACUCAAUUGUUGAUUACAAAAUUGAAAAAUUUACCAAUGUGGCCUUGCUGGAUAUUAUGAAAAAUUUUUCUAUUCCUAACGCAACCCAUUUACUUAUUGGAUACUUUUUAUUUUUGAUAUUUACCGCUAUAUCUCGUAUUAAUAUCGGUAAUCCAAGUUACUCAUUGAGUGCUCUUGGCAUUUGUGGUGUUCUUCUUAUUGUGCUCUCCAUUGCUUCUGGCUUAGGAUUUUGCUGUCUCCUUGGCUUUACAUUUAAUGCAUCAACAACUCAGAUUAUUCCAUUUUUAGCCCUAGCGUUGGGGUCAGCGCCAUUAUUUUUUUUGAUGGACGCCUACGAAGAAAUUAUUUGUAAAGAUACUCAUUCAAAGAAUCCAAUUGCGGAUACACUUCAGCAAGCUGGAUUUAGCAUUUUACUCAAUUCAUUUUCCCUUUUAUGUGCACUUGGCGCUGCUACCAUAAUUCCUAUUCCUGCAUUAAGAUAUUUUGCUGCUCAAAAUGCCAUUUUACUCACAUUCAUCACCAUUUCUCUGUUGACAAUUUUUCCCGCCAUUAUGAGCUUGGAUUUACUGAGGAGAAAUUUUUCGAUAUCAUCAAAAAGCAAGAAUGAUUUUAGUCGGAAUAUUUCAACUGAAACUCCUUUGUACUACAAAUUAACAUUGGACUACUUCGUAGAAAAUAUUUAUUUACCUUUAUUCCAUGGAAGAUUUUUUAAAUUUUUGGUGAUGAUUGUUAGCUGUGUAAUUUAUCUGAUUUGCCUGUCAGGUGUGCCUCAAGUGAAAGACGGACUUGAUCUUACCGAUAUUGUUCCUCGUGACACAAGUGAAUAUCGAUUCCUCCAUAACCAAAAACAAUAUUUUAGUGUAUAUAAUAUGCAUGCGAUAACUCAAGGUAAUUUUGAGUAUCCCACCCACCAAGCUCUUCUUAUUGAUUACCACAACGCAUUCACUCGAGUUCCAAGAAUCAUUAAAAAUGAUGAUGGUGGAUUACCCGAGUUCUGGUUAACCAUGUUCAGAGAUUGGCUGAUCGGUUUGCAAAAUUCUUUUGAUAAAGAUUGGAAAAACGGGGCGAUCAGUCAAGAAAGAUGGUACGAUAAUGCUUCGGCAGAAGGAAUUUUAGGUUACAAGUUGCUCGUUCAAACUGGUAGGGUAGACAAUCCUGUCGACAAAAGUCUUGUUACGAAGACGAAACUCGUUGAUAGUCGAGGUAUCAUCAAUCCUAAAGCAUUUUAUAAUUAUUUGACUGCCUGGGUCACCAAUGAUGCGAUUGCUUAUUCAGCAUCCCAAGCAAAUUUUCAUCCAGAACCUCGUCAAUGGAUUCAUGUAGCAUCUGACUAUGAUUUAAAAAUACCAAAAUCUCAGCCUUUAACUUAUGCUGAAAUACCUUUUUACUUGCAUGAUAUGAACUCAACCGAGGAAAUUACCUCAACAAUUCAAGAAAUUAGGACAAUUUGUAAAGUUUAUGAGGAAAAAGGCCUGCCGAACUUCCCAACAGGACUUCCAUUCAAAUAUUGGGAACAGUAUAUUCGUUUGAGACUUUCAUUAGGUGCAUCUUUGAUCGUCGCUUUUGCAGCUAUUUUUGUUGCCUUUUGUGCUCUCUUGGUCAAUUGUUGGGCCUCCUCGUUGUUAAUAUUUGUUCUAGCUCUAACUAGUGUCCAAAUUUUUGGAUUUAUGGGCUUACUAAAAAUCAGGCUGAGUGCUAUUCCAGCCGUUAUUCUUAUUAUUGCCGUUGGCAAAAGCAUUCAUAUACUUAUUCAUAUGCUCAUGAGUUUCCUGACCAGUAUGGGUAAACGAGAUUAUCGGAUCUCAGCCGCUCUUCAUCACAUGUUCCCAUCUUUAGUUCGUAGUGAGAUAUCAACUUUCAUACCAAUUGGCAUGUUAGCAUUUUCUGAAUUUGACUUCGUCAAUAGAGACUUUUUUUACAUUUUUUCUGGAGCGGUUGCCAUCUCCAGUUGGAAUGGUCUUAUCUUAUAUCCUUUACUCUUAUUUUACUUUGGUCCACCCGGCGAACUCAUUCCAAUUGAAUAUGAGAAUCGAAUCUCAACUCCCUCGCCUCCUUGUUCACCUCCGGCAAAGAAGCGACACCAUCAUAAUUUAGUUUCAUAUUCACGACGUAUUUAUCCUCGUGUGCAAUCCGAGAUAUCCUUGUCAACUAUUUCAGAAGAACCACCUUCUUACAAAUCAUCUCACGAAAUUGUUGUUCAGCCUGAGUUGGUGGUGGAAACAACAACUGUGACCAAUACUGGGCCACAUCAAAUUCCAACUCAAACUACCUCACAUUUACCUGAUGAUAAAUCUGGUAUGCAUUCAUCAGCCUCGUCUUCUGAUCGUGAAAGUCCAGAAACUCCUCUGAGCCGAGAUAGCCCUACAUCUUCAAGUGAUAGCGGUGCUUCAUCAUUGAGUAGAUCAAGCUCAACAACCACAACUAUUUAUCCUUUAUACAAUCCUGGAAACUUGUAUUCAUAUCCACCUCAAACAGUGACUACCAAAGUAACUACGACGGCCAAGUUGAAAGUUGAACUUCACGCUCCUUAUCUAGAUCGGGAUUCCAGUUCAAGUCGCAAUAAAAAUAAAGAUCGUAGACAAAAUCGCUCUUGAUAAUCAUUAGUUUGAAUAUCAUUUUAAAGCUAAAUAUUUAAAUCUAAUAAAUCUAAAUCUUCACCAUCAUUAUCAUCAUUCACUGACACAUGUUAUCGAGCUCACAUCAUUCAUCUCUUCAUCCUUUUUAAUAUUUGUAAAUGAAAACAUUGUAACUUAAUUAGGAUCUUUUUUAAUAUUGUAAAUUAACAAUUCAAAACAUGUCUAUGCAUAAACUCAAAUAAAAAUGUAUACAGCGAA